UCUCACCAACAACGUUGUUAGGAUUUGCAAACACUAAAUUCUAUCUCCAACAUAUCAAUGGCAAACACAAUUUCCAUCACCCAAAAGGUUACUUGCUUUGGCUUAGGGACAUUGGACAAAACUCAAGCUUCAAAAGUUGGCCUCCCUCCAACCACUCAUCAUCACGUUCGAAUCAACUCCAACAUCAUCAAAAAUAAUCGCUGCUAUGUUUUGGAACACAACUUAGGAUUAUUCAGAUUUCCAAGUUACACCACCACUAGAAAGAUGAAUAUGAGUGUGUUUGGCAGUACUCAACCCGGUCCAGUUGAUCCUUCUUCUUCACCUGCUCAUUGGAAAUUCUGGAUCAUAGGAACGAUAUUCACGAUACUUUUAUCCUUUUCGAGGGGCAAAUGGGGUCCUUUGCUACAACUCAAAGAGAAAAUAGAAACAAGAAUGAAGGAAGCGGAAAAGAUAGCGGAGGCAGUGGAAGAAGUGGCGGAAGGGGUGGAGAAGGUAGCUGAAGAUGUUGCCAAGAUUGUUCCUGAGGGAAAGCUUCAUGACGCUGCUCAGUUUGUUGAAAAAGUAGCUCAAGAUAUAGACAAACAUGCCCAAGCCGCAGAAGAUGCAUUAGAAAAGGCAAAAGACAUGGAACAAGACAUGGAAUCGUUCUUUGAAUCAACCACUCAUGGACAAGAAAAAAGUGUUGCCACCACCACAGAAUGGAAAGAUCAAAAGUAGAAGAAAAUACGGUUGAAGAUUAAACGAACACUGUAUAUACACUAUUAAAACAUGUAUAAUGUAAUAAUUCAUUAUUCGUUAUUCCUUGUUUCUUUUUUCCUUUAAGGUGAAGUCUAUGUUGAUUAUUUUAUUAGUUAUUUGUAACAACUUCAAUUUAUAUAAAGUGAAAGGUGACAUUUAAAAGGGUGGAUCUAAAAA
Molecule: messenger RNA, 915 nt
Organism: Arachis duranensis
Lineage: Eukaryota; Viridiplantae; Streptophyta; Magnoliopsida; Fabales; Fabaceae
Exons: 5
Coding region: 58-717 (219 amino acids)
Source: RefSeq, a predicted model, not a curated record